AUGUCCAAUACUGUGAUAACAAAUUACACGGACCUUAAUGGACCUUCUACCAAAACAGACAAUUCCGUAGUUGUUAUUGUAAACAAGGAUGGAUCUCUUUCGGUGGAUCAAAAGCUACUCGGGACUUUAAUGGGGAGUGAUGGUUCUCAAGCAGCAGGUAUAAGUGUUGUCAGAGUUGGUCAUGAGGGAAGACCUGAUGACGCGACUGAUUCUGAAAAUGAAGACGACAAAGUUCCACACGUAACCCUAUCUGUUGAUAGUUAUUAUGAUGAACCAGACAGUAUCAUAAAAUAUGAUAGUGGAGCUGAAAUGUUGCAAUCAUUAAGAAUUGAAACCAGAGAAAACAGUUUAAUUGGCUUCCACAAUGACCACUGCUACACUCCACUUACAUCUCCGAGUCAAACAUUGCCACAAAAGAGUGAAUCAUUUACAUCAACAUAUGAUGAUCCUGUCAUUGAAAUCACUCAUCAGCCACCACCAAAACCAGUGACCACACCGAAGAAAAUUGCAAUAUUAGAUCAAAAAAUUAUUCCCAAAGGUAAAAAGAUUAUUCUUACACCAGCAGAGCCAGCUGUUAUUCUCAAAGGUCAUGAUGCUCUAAAUAAACCUUUACCAGUAUUAGCAAAAAGUAAACCUGUUUCUACUUUUGAGAAGACAUUGGAUUCAUCUAAAGAAGAUGAACAAAGUGAAUCCUCCACACAGAGCUCUUCAGGAGAAAGUAUUCCAGACCGUGACUCUGAUUCAGAUUAUAAGGAUACAAAAGACAGAUCCGUUCCUCAGAAACUAAGAAAAUCUAAAACAAAACCUAGAAUACUGAAAAAUGCACAAUUGUCUAAAGCAGGUAAAUUGGAUCCAAAAAUAGCAUCACGACUUAAGUCAGGUAAGCACUUACGAAAAGAAAUCAAGCAGAAGGUACUAAGUAAAAGUUUAAUUUUGCCUAAGAAGCAAAUAUUGGCUGUACCUGCACCAAAAGAACCUGCACCAACAUUGCAAAAUGUACAGUCUGACCAGAAAGCAACUCCAAAAUCUGUUCCUAAAAUAAUUAAGAAGGAAAAGAAAACACCUGCGCAUGUAUCUGCACUCUUGUCGGACAUGACAUCACUGUUUUCAUCUCCAGAUGUCAUAAGAAGAGUUUCCACUGAGACCAAGAUAGUCCCUGGGAAAGAUCAGUCUGGUGUAAAAAAACCAGAAUCAAGCAAUGAAAAAACAAUGGAGGUGACAAAAGGACUGGAAAAUAUUGAACCAAAAACAUCUAUCCCUAAAACUUUGACAAAGAAAAUUACAGGGAAUGUCACUGAAAAAGUCAAAGCUUAUGAUCCUAUACCGCAACUUGAUGAUGCCAGUCUAGCACAAAUACUUCAAGAUACUACAACAAACAAAGUAAACCCUAGUAUAACAGCUGCCAAUGUUAUCAGUCCUGGAUUGGCGGGUCCACUAUCCCCGACUUUGGAUUUGUUAGCAGGUUUACAACCAGAAGAAGAUGGUUUGACAGAGGACCUUCUUUUGCAUGUAGCCCAGCUGGUCGAAAGUUCAGAGAACCUUCAAGAAGUACUGGAUAAGCAAGUACUUGGAAAAGUUGAUGCAAUUGCACCCAAACUAGCUCAACAGCCACAAACAUAUUCUCAAACACAGAUUCCAAACACGCAGUCUUCUUUGCACAUGCAGAUGCAGACACCGUCUCAAGUUAUUUACACACAAAGCCCAGUGAAAGCUAAGACAAUGGUUCCUCGUAAGGAUCCUAUAGAGAUAGUGCGACGAGAUGGUAGAGUGAUAACUUUGCCACCAAUUGAGGCUCCAGCAACGAGAUCUUCUAAGAGGAAGAGCCAAGUAGAACCACAUGUUAUACAGGAAACUCCACCUGCUCCCAUUCCACCAGUAUCUGUCACUCCUGAGCCAAUCGUACAGAUUGUUUCAAAACAAUAUACUAACAGAAAGUUGAUGAAAAAGCUGGAGCAGUCACCUAUCAUGGAAAAAUCUGCAGAAUCUCAAGAAAGUUGGAAUUCUGAAGAUGAUCCUAACAGGUUAUGGUGCAUAUGCAAACAACCACAUAACAACCGCUUCAUGAUAUGCUGUGAUGGUUGUGAAGACUGGUUCCAUGGGAAGUGCGUUAACAUAACCAAGGCAAUGGGCCAGCAAAUGGAGGAGCAGGGCAUAGAAUGGAGGUGUCCAAAAUGUGUUAAGAAGACGCCUAAAGGCUCUUCCAAGGUACCCACUGUGCAGAAAACAAUAGACACGACGCCACCCGGCGGGCUAAAGGACUUAAUGAAAGCUGGUUGUAUAGUCUGCAAAAAAGCAGCACGAGCCAGUAGCAUCUACUGCAGUGAUGCCUGUAUUUUGAAACAUGCGCAGGAUUCCCUCGGCUCAAACAAAUCAGAUCCCUCCCAAGGCAAGACAGUUGAUAAAGGUGCUGAAUCCAGGGUUAUAGUAUACGAGAGAAAAUCGGGUAGGUUAUUAGCAGGACCAAAUGCGCCGACACCCGAAAAUUUGAAGAGUUGGCUCCAAAGGAAUCCCACAUUUGAAGUGGUUAGACCGGGUACACUGAGUGCAAUAAAACCGAAUGUUAUGCGCAAGAGGUCUCAGGAUGCGUCAAAUAAGAUACAAACGACCCUCAACUUUGCAAAGAUACCAAGAAAGAAUACAGAUCAGCCGCCCAUGGUCAAAUCGCCACAGUGGGAAUCAAAAAAGGCAGACAGUGCCCCGUCUGAGCUGAGGCAGUCGGAAAAGACUAAAUCCGUGCUGUCACAACGGGAGCAGACCAAAAUAACUCUUACACCACGAGGCACCCUAAAACUUCUAACCCCGAGAGAUGAAUCUAGAGUGACACCCCAUCCGAAAACUCCUACAACGCCCAAGCCUAAUCAGAACCUUCCAGAGACACCUAAAAGUUCGAUAGAGAGUAGGAAGAACCGAGCAGUGAGUAGAUCAAUGGCGUCUGCUGAAAAGGCGAGCGCAGUGCCACAACUCACGCCGCGCCGCAAAGAUUCGCAGGACAAGAAGAAAAUGGACUCGGAAGAGGAAAUACGGGAAAACGUGCGGAAAUCCCUUCAGGAACAAAUCAGUUUGCGGAUGGCGGAGAACGAGGGGAAUAAACUCAGUGAAGACGAAAUACAACAGUACGCGGUCGAUACUGAAUCAGAACUAUUCGAAUUGUUCAACUACGAUGUCGGAAUGAAGUAUAAGGCCAAAUAUAGAUCGCUCAUGUUCAAUAUUAAGGAUCGCAAGAACUUGUCGCUUUGGAGGAAAAUAUGCGAAAAGAAAUUAAAGCCCAGUGAACUGGUACGUCUUUCCCCGGAGGAACUGGCUAGUCAGGAACUCGCGCAGUGGAGGGAGGAAGAAUCUAAACAUCAGUUAGAACUCAUAAAGAAAUCUGAAAUCGAUCUCUUGGCCGCCAGCAAAACUUAUGUCCUCAAAACACACAAGGGUGAAGAGGUUAUGGAGACUAAAGAGUCUGUUUCCACUGAAUUGGAUCCGAAUGUACCCGUUGAGGACUUGGUUACGGUUCUCAACGAUGCCGUCGGUGAUGGUCUACCGCCCCCCUCUAAAAAUGAUGAAACCAACAAAACGAAAGACACAAAGAAAAAGUCAAGCAACGGCCGGAAGAAGGACAAGAAAUCGAGUCACUCCAAGAAGGAACGGGAAACAAAGCGGGAUUCUGAGAAGAGGAAGUCCAGGUCUUCACGGUCGGAGGUCGAGAGGGAGCACCGAUCGACGCGCAGUUCUAAGAAGUCCAGGUCUUCGCGUUCAGAGUCGAAAGAGAGAAAGGCUCAGGAGAAGUCGGAUCCCGAGAGAUCAAGACGAAGAUCACGGUCUCGCGGGAAGUCUAAGAAGCGUUCCCGGGAACGUUCACGAUCGGAAUCUCGCGACAGCUCCAAGCGGCGUCGAUCGCGUUCAGUGAGAAAAAGCAUCACCGAUGACAAACACCGAUCUCGAUCACAGGAAACAACUAAGAACAAGAAUGAUUCAACAGAUUCUGACUCAAUAGAGCGGCCCAAGUCUGCUAUGUUAAAGGAGGUACAUCCAGAGUACGACCCUCAUGAACCGAUGAUCACCUCGGCUUUCUCCGAAGACGAUUUGCAGAAGACCCGCGACGAUACAGACGAAGAGGCGUACAAGAACGAAAUCAGCGAAUAUGGAAACGUCGAUAUCGGUUCCAUUAAAUCGUUUGCUGUUAAAACUGAAUUGCCGCUACCCAAAACAGUAAAGGAGAAGGCGUCUGUUGAAGUUGAGAGCGACCAGGAGCCCAGCAGUACUGUGGAAAAUGCAGCAGCAACCGUUUGGAACGGAUGCAUCAACAUGGUGGAUGUGGCUAGAUUCUAUGUUGCUGCACAUGAGGUAUCAGGAAACGCGACAGAUUUAGAAGACGAUCUCACGGCGGAAUUGGACAUAGUCGGGCGGAUAAACCCGGACACAGUGUGGGACUACAUCGGCAAGAUGAAGCGCACGAGUAACAAGGACAUCGUCAUAUUACGGCUGCAGGCGGCCAACGACGAGGAGAAGAUGCAAUACAUCGCCCUUUAUAGCUAUUUAAGUAGUCGUAAUAGAUUGGGCGUAGUCAAAGUGAGAAACACGGCCACCGUCAAGGACUUCUAUAUUCUUCCGCUGUCAGCGAACACGGCUCUGCCGCCCGUGCUGCUGCCGCUAGACGGACCAGGCCUCGGCGACGUCAAGACCCACCUCCUAAUCGCCAUUAUCAUUAGGCAACGCAAGAAACGACCCUUACUCAUGCCCAAAGAUAUACCAGCUAAGGUUGCUCGAGAAUCGCGCAAGAAAUCAUACACCCCGCCAUUAUCCCCUCGCAGCCGGCCGAUGACCCUUCCAACUUACACGUCCUCUGCUCUCUCCUCUACGGUCAAAGACAAAAUUGCUGCUUCAUUAGGUAAUUUAACCGCCGAUGACGAUGAGCCGUACAGUCCAGGUUCUUCGAACAGCAGCAGCGGACUGCCACCAGCUGCGUUGCCAGCCCACAACCUCCGCAACAAAAUGGAGGAACUCAACAGACAAAUCGAGGAACAAAAGCAGCAGAUAUUUAAAAUGGCACAAGCCGAUUCAUCCAUACAGAGUGCAGAUAAUGAAGCUUAUUCCCCUUCGAGGCCGCUGUCACCGGCGGUACCAGUGCUGCCCAGCGCCAAUCCUCUGGCAGACAUUUCCCUACCUUCCAACCUUCAAGAAAUACUUGCCACAAUCAAACAGCGGUCAGAAACUACCGCCGAUGUCGAUAUGCGCACAGGUCACAUGCCCUAA
This is a messenger RNA of Leptosia nina, 5241 nucleotides long. The record is from the annotation of a GenBank genome assembly. Lineage: Eukaryota; Metazoa; Arthropoda; Insecta; Lepidoptera; Pieridae.